GUUGACAAAAGCUGCAAACGAUCGGAGUGGCCGUAGCAGUCAUGGCGGAGCACAAGGCGGCCAAAUCGGCCGACGCUUCAACAGCAACAGCCGAGGAGGCGUCGUGGAGCGGUCUUUUCUCGGAGGUCUUUCUGAGCCCACUGAACGUGGUACUCGCCUCCAUAUGCAUUUACCUGAUCUACAAGAUAUUCUUCAGCAGACAGCACAGCCGGAGCUCCGAGGUGAAGCGUGAGCCCGAGCUUCCUCCUAUGAAAAAGCGGGACAUGACUCUCGAGGAAAUUCGUAAAUACGAUGGCACCGGUGAAGACGGCAGGGUGCUCGUGGCUGUAAACGGAAAAGUUUUCGACGUCACGAAAGGACGGCAUUUCUACGGUCCAGGUGGACCCUACCAUAACUUUGCGGGCUGCGACGCCUCUCGUGGUCUGGCCACUUUCUCCGUGGAGCGGCCCAAGGACGGUUACGAUGACCUCUCUGACCUGAACCCAAUGGAGAUGGAGAGUGUCCGAGAGUGGGAGAUGCAGUUCACAGAGAAGUAUCACUACGUGGGGCGUCUGCUGAAACCGGGUGAAGAGCCGACUGACUACUCUGAUGAAGAGGAGUCAUCAGCUACAGACUCUGCUGCCAAGAAAGAUGGCGGUGAUCAGUCUGCCGCUGCAUCGGGUGGUGACGCUAAGCCGCAUGCGGACUGAGGGGCUACACAUACACACAUUGCUGCCUCCGCCAUCGCCCAACUGCCAUGGGAACAUAUCUUCAUUUUGUCACUGUUUCUUUUUCUUCUCCAAUGUGCGUGUGUGGCCAGGUUCUUUGCGCUGUGCCUAGAGGAGGUCGUGCUGCUGAUGUUAGGUAUCGUGCUGUGCUCGUACUACGCAAAAUGGUGAAUACAUAAACUGCCUUGAUUGUUGCGUGUUUGCAAAUGCUCUGCAUUACUGUAGUGCAAAUGAAGGUAAGUGUAUUCUGGUAAUUUGAUGUAAGUAGAGGUUGAAGGCAGUCAAGACCCGAGAAAAUUUAUGCCGUUCUUCCAGACUGGAGCGGUCCGUGUGUAAACACAGUCUUAGUGCAGACGCUUGCUCUGUGACGGACAUUGUAUGCCUUCCGCCAGUGCUUCGAAAAGGGUACAAAUAACUGCGCAUCUAAGUGGAUGCAACAGUCUAUUCGGCAUAGUGAGCAGCCUCGCAUUCCUGUGGCCACAGUUCAAGGAAAAUUCUGGGGCACAAAUAAUUGGCUCUCAUCUGCCUAUUUUGGCAACAUUGUUUGUGCACAAUGCUGCUGUGGCUUUUUUGAUGGAGCGAGCAGGAUGGAGUGUCGUACGCUUAUCUACAUAACGUUAAUUGAUGCUUUAUAAUUUAAAAAAUUGUUACGCGUAGGCGUGGGCAUAUUGAAGUCGCCGCGGUUUUGCUUUACGAACCGAGCACCCUGGGUCGUACUUUGCAAUUGCCACGGCCUGCCACUGUGUUACCCAGGCUGGUGUGCCCAGCUAAACACAAGUUUAAUUGUUGUCACUGGUAGCUUUACAGCCAGUGUAAAUUUCACGAUGGACUCUCACUUAUGCGAUGCGGCACCCUGACCUGCCACUGUGUUCACAAUUGCCAGUGCAGCAGCAGUAACUAUGAUGUCGCACAUUUUCAGGCCUUGUGUGUUUUAAGUAAGUGCAUGUCUAUUCGUCUUUUGUUCCGUUUCCUCUCUUCUGUUUCGAGCAGCCCUUUUUUUCUCACCCAACCCCAUUAUAGCGUUGUUGUAUGAGCAAAGGAAAACCUGCCAAGAAUGCCAGAUGCUGCUGCUACUGUGGCUGCAUUCAUCUUUGGUGUGCCUUUGCAACACGGCAGCUUCCACAUUUCUCCUUUGCCCCAGUGCUGCACCUGAUGCAGCCAUGGGUUAACAUUGCAUAUAUAUUUUGUGGAGCAUCAGUUGGGUCUUGCAUUUGGAGAGUGAGAAGUGCUUGUUUUUGCUUCUUGCCUUCCCGUUUCCACGCACAGACUUGUACAUAAUUACUAUUCUUGUGGGCAUGUCCUCAGUUCUAAAUACUUUUCUUUUAGAUGACAAUGGACACAACUGUGGCUGUUACCAUGCAGUGUGUAUAGAAAAGCUACUUGUGUGCAUGGUGGGUGUCUGUGUGAUUAAAGAAAGAAAAGUGGGAUAUUCCAAACAAAAA
Molecule: messenger RNA, 2149 nt
Organism: Rhipicephalus microplus (southern cattle tick)
Lineage: Eukaryota; Metazoa; Arthropoda; Arachnida; Ixodida; Ixodidae
Product: membrane-associated progesterone receptor component 1
Cellular component (GO): endoplasmic reticulum; membrane; endomembrane system
Source: RefSeq, a predicted model, not a curated record